Molecule: messenger RNA, 1158 nt
Organism: Nerophis lumbriciformis (worm pipefish)
Lineage: Eukaryota; Metazoa; Chordata; Actinopteri; Syngnathiformes; Syngnathidae
Gene: rnaseh2a
Product: ribonuclease H2, subunit A
Biological process (GO): DNA replication, removal of RNA primer; mismatch repair
Cellular component (GO): ribonuclease H2 complex
Molecular function (GO): RNA-DNA hybrid ribonuclease activity; RNA binding
Source: RefSeq, a predicted model, not a curated record
UGACGUCAUCCCAAGGCGCGAAUUCCACUUGAAAAUUCGAGUGUUUCCGUUUUCCCUGUACUAUAAACCAAGAGAAACAAUACGGCGUUGCGUUUAAAAGGUCGUGUUUUUGUUCUAUAAGCAGAAGUUAUGGAUAUCAGUGACUUUGACGCCGAUAACUCGGUCAGCUGUCGGUUAGCUUCCACAAUUCCUGAUCUCUGCAAGACUGAAGACUGCUGCCUGGGCAUCGACGAGGCUGGCAGGGGACCUGUGCUGGGGCCAAUGGUGUAUGGAAUCUGCUUCUGCCCCGUUUCCAAAAAGGAGGCGCUGAAGGACUUGAAAGUGGCAGAUUCCAAAACUCUAUCAGAGGCAGAACGAGAAAACCUAUUCCAAAAUCUGGAUGAAGCCAAAGGUUUCAUCGGCUGGGCCCUGCACAUUCUGUCCCCCAACACCAUCUCCACCAGUAUGUUACAGAGGACCAAGUGUAACCUGAACACCCUGUCACAUGACGCAGCCAUCGGUUUAGUUCAGUUUGCGUUGGACAGCGGCGUACAGCUCACAGAGGUGUUUGUGGACACGGUUGGCCCUGCUGAGAAGUAUGAAGAGAAGCUCUCCAAGCAGUUCCCUGGCAUCAGUGUGACAGUGAGGCCCAAAGCUGACUCCCUCUUCCCAAUUGUCAGCUCAGCCAGUAUCUGUGCAAAGGUGGCCAGGGAUCAUGCUGUGAAAAAAUGGACCUUCCUUGAGGACCUGGCAGAGGUGGAUAGUGACUAUGGCUCAGGAUACCCAAACGACCCAAAGACCAAAGCGUGGCUGCUGAAGUACCUGGACCCGCUGUUUGGCUACCCCCAGUUUGUGCGCUUCAGCUGGAGCACAGCCAGAGCCUUAAUUGACAGCAAGGGGGUGACCGUCCAUUGGGACGAUGACGAGGACGGGGAGAAGACAGCGCAGCGGCAAGCCAUGUUGUCCUACUUCAGUGCAGCAGGUGGCAGCAACAACCAGACCCAGACACACCGCUUCUUCACCGAGCGCAGGCUGAAGAGCAUUGACACUCUCUGAGGACUUUGAAGGUCUUGCAUGCCUUGUGUAUUAAACACUGUGAGCAAUAAUGUCUUUGCACCAGCACUCAAAACAUGUUGGAAUGUCUUUAUUUGUUUUACUUAUAUAAACAUGUUUUAGAAA